Truncatella angustata is the source of this 2255-nucleotide messenger RNA. Its product is annotated as major facilitator superfamily domain-containing protein. The transcript has 2 exons. Bases 396 to 2201 code for a protein of 601 amino acids. The record is from RefSeq and is a predicted model, not a curated record. Lineage: Eukaryota; Fungi; Ascomycota; Sordariomycetes; Amphisphaeriales; Sporocadaceae. Gene Ontology annotation, biological process: transmembrane transport. Gene Ontology annotation, molecular function: transmembrane transporter activity.
ACUUUACGAAUUUUGCACCGCGAGGUUCGGAUUUUGCUCGGUCGGAGUUUCAUACUUGUCAACUAUAGCUGAUAAUGAAUUUGAACUUCUCAUCUCUUUUUCAUCUCACUAGCAUUAAUAUCGGCUUGUUGUUGAAUUGCAAUUGUUAAUGAGCUUUUGCAACCAAAGAAACAUACAUACGUUCCUUGAUUAUCAUCUGCACUUCGAAGCGUCAUACAAUCUGCAGACCUGGGAAGAAUCCAAGCUAAGCCAGGACAGGGCAAAUCGCUUCGGGACGUUCACCACCGCCAAGCAAAUUUUCCCCAGACUAGACCUUGGGUAAGAGAUUCUUUGACAGCCGGUGCAGCUUUCUCUGUGGUUUCGAAUCAGAAGCACUUGUUACACAUGUAAUCAUCAUGACUUCGCCCAACAGUGCAGGUCAAAAUGUUGCGAAGCUUCCCCAUACGGAGCAGUCAAACGGUGGGAGCAGCACUUCGGUGACAUCGAACGACGGCAACGGCACGACCCAGAGCAACGACGCAGCGCCCAGGGGCUUCGAUUCAGGGCUGAACGAACAUGGCUUCGCAGAAGCAAAGACACUCGACGAUGAGCCGGAAGCCACGCGAACAAAAUGGGAAACGUCUCUCAUAAUGUUCGCUUUAUGUAGCGGUUUGUUUCUAGCGGCAUUAGAUAUUACUAUUGUGGCCACCGCGGUCCCCACCAUUGUAGCCGAAUUCAAGUCAUCUUCAGGCUAUACGUGGAUUGGAUCGGCAUAUACACUAGCCAAUGCGGCAACUGUACCAUCCUGGGGCAAGAUUAGCGAUAUAUGGGGUCGGAAACCUAUUCUGUUGUGUGCAGUAGCUGUCUUCUGGGUUGGAUCUCUCGUUUGCGCUCUCAGCAUUAACAUGGGAAUGCUCAUUGCCGCCCGUGCUAUCCAGGGGGCCGGCUCUGGUGGUAUUGUCGUGCUGGUCAACAUUGCCAUCUCGGAUCUGUUCAGCAUGCGUAACAGGGGCGUUUACUACGGCAUCAUUGGAAUGGUUUGGGCUCUUUCCAGCGCCAUUGGUCCAGUUAUCGGAGGAGCAUUUACCACCAAGGUCACAUGGCGUUGGUGCUUUUACGUUAAUCUUCCGGUUUCAGCUUGCGGUUUUGGAAUUCUUUUCUUCGUCCUCAAGCUACACAACCCAAAGACGUCCAUCCGUGAUGGCUUGGCUGCCAUCGAUUGGCUGGGCAGUCUUCUCAUUAUUGGCGGAACACUCAUGUUCCUCUUCGGCCUGGAAUUUGGCGGCAUCUCUUACUCUUGGAGCUCAGCGCCUCCGAUCUGUUUGAUUGUGUUCGGUCUUGUGACUGUCGCAUUAUUCGUGAUUGUCGAGAAGUUUGCAACAUAUCCUGUCAUCCCAAUGCGGCUGUUCAAGACACGGACCGCUAUCGUAUCUUUCAUUGUCUGCUUUUGCCACGCAUUUGUCUUCAUAGCCGGUUCAUACUACCUGCCUCUCUAUUUCCAAGGCGUCCUGGGGGCUUCGCCUCUCAUGUCGGGUGUUUACAUCCUACCUUAUGCAUUGGCACUCUCGUUUUUUUCUGCGGGUGUUGGUAUCAUCACGAAAAAGACAGGGAAAUACUUGCCUCAAAUUAUAUUUGGCAUGUUUGUCAUGACACUUGGCUUCGGGUUAUUCAUCGAUCUCGAGGCUCGCGCAAAUUGGACAAAGAUAAUUUUGUUCCAAAUCGUCGCCGGCAUUGGUGUUGGCCCCAAUUUUCAGUCUCCGCUCAUCGCUCUACAAUCGUCUGUGGAGAAGCGUGAUAUCCCGGCGGCUACUUCAACAUUUGGCUUCAUACGCCAGUUAUCAACUUCCAUCUCGGUCGUCGUCGGCGGUGUCAUUUUCCAAAACGAAAUGCAGAAGCAAUAUCCAUUUCUCUUACAAAGCUUAGGGCCAGAGCUUGCGAAUCAGUUGUCGGGUUCGAGCGCAGGCGGCAGUGUCAGUGUGGUCGCAGCUCUACAGGGCACUCAAGGAGAGAUUGCUCGAAGUGCAUAUUGGACCGGUCUACGGACCAUGUUCUAUCUGUACACCGCCGUAUCCGGCAUAGGGCUGCUCGUAAGUCCGUUCAUCGGCCAAAGAACGCUUUCCAAGGAACACAAAGAGCAUAAAACCGGUCUACAAACUCUGCGUGCCCAGGGUGAAGAAGAUGCGGAAGGGCAACACGAAAAGAAGCGUGACUCGCCGGCCUAACCAGCAGCAUUAAAUAUAUAAGUAAAAUAAUAGAAGAAUAAUACCAAGUCAGAG